Molecule: messenger RNA, 1681 nt
Organism: Medicago truncatula (barrel medic)
Lineage: Eukaryota; Viridiplantae; Streptophyta; Magnoliopsida; Fabales; Fabaceae
Product: alpha-galactosidase
Exons: 12
Coding region: 36-1553 (505 amino acids)
Biological process (GO): carbohydrate metabolic process
Molecular function (GO): hydrolase activity, hydrolyzing O-glycosyl compounds
Source: RefSeq, a predicted model, not a curated record
GUGCAACCCUUGAAACAAGGUAACAAAACCGUACCAUGAGGGGUUUUACACUGUGCUUGGUCUCUUUCUUAGUUAUCUUUGGUUCCUGGUUUCAAAGUGUGUCAUCACAAAAUGUAACUAAGAGUGACAUACAACAAGCUGCCUUUCCACCAAGAGGUUGGAAUUCCUAUGAUGCCUUUUCUUGGAUAAUUUCUGAAGAAGAAUUCUUACAAAAUGCUGAAUUAGUUUCUCAACGUCUCCUUGCUCACGGAUAUGAGUAUGUUGUCGUCGAUUACCUCUGGUAUAGGAAGAAAGUCCCGGGUGCUCAUAGUAAUUCUCUUGGAUUCGACGUGAUCGAUCAAUGGGGAAGGAUGGCCCCUGAUCCAGUAAGGUGGCCUUCAUCCAAAAGUGGGAAUGGAUUCACUGAAAUAGCUAAGAAAGUACAUAGCUUAGGUUUGAAGUUUGGAAUUCAUAUUAUGGCAGGGAUUAGCACACAAGCUGUGAAUGCAAACACCCCUAUCCUAGAUACAACAACGGGUGCUGCUUAUCAAGAAUCCGGUCGAGUAUGGCAUGCAAAAGACAUAGCAAUCCAAGAAAGGCGUUGUGGAUGGAUGACAAAUGGUUUCAUGAGUGUAAAUACAACGUUAGGAGCCGGGAAAGCAUUUUUGAGAUCCCUUCAUGAGCAGUAUGCUGCUUGGGGUGUUGAUCUUGUGAAACAUGACUGUGUGUUUGGCGAGGACUUGGAUUUAAAUGAGAUAACCUAUGCAUCUGAGGUUCUCAGCAAGGUUAAUCGCCCCCUUUUGUAUUCUCUAUCUCCCGGAGUCAAGGCCACACCAGACAUGGCCAAGCAAGUCAGUGGACUGGUCAACAUGUAUCGCAUAGCAGGAGAUGACUGGGAUGUAUGGGGAGAUGUCAAGUCUCAUUUUAAUGUAUCAAGGGACAUGGCUGCAGCUAAUUUGAUAGGAGCAAAAGGUUUAAAAGGGAAUUCAUGGCCUGAUUUGGAUAUGCUACCAUUUGGAUGGCUAACUGAUGCAGCCGUAAAUGAUGGUCCACAUAGAUCUUGUAGGUUGACACUAGAAGAGCAAAGGACACAGAUGACUUUGUGGGCUAUGGCAAAGUCUCCCCUUAUGUAUGGAGGCGAUGUGAGGAAGAUCGACAAUGCCACAUAUGAAAUUAUCACGAAUCCUACCUUACUUGAGAUUAAUCAUUUCAGCUCAAAUAAUAAGGAGUUUCCUUAUGUCACGAAGAAUGAAACGCGUAAUCAAGUGAAAGAGAUAAGAUCUAAGGAAGCCCCAAUACAAUCAGUAGAAGGUGUAUCUUCGGCUGACAUCAGCUCUUGGAUUGCGACGGGAAGAAAAGGAGAAGUGUAUUUGGCUUUCUUCAAUCUAAGUGAACAAAAGACACCAAUAUAUGCACAUAGAUCAAAUUUGUCUAAGGCUUUUACUGGCAAACGCAUCCGUUCCUGUAAAGGUCAGGAAUUAUGGAGUGGAAAGUAUGUUGCAACAAAGAAAGGUUCAAUAUCAACGGACGUGGGUGUUCAUGGAUGUGCACUAUUUGUUCUAAAUUGCAAGUAGUUUGGCUUCCAAAAAAAUGGAACAUUGUUGACUCAUUAUUUCUUUAUUUAAUCACUUUUCCCGAUGGGUGGGACUUUGUAAAUUGUAACAAUAAGAACAACACAUUUCAUUGUUUGUUUCAUUUGUUC